This is a messenger RNA of Alternaria atra, 1998 nucleotides long. RefSeq lists its product as uncharacterized. Bases 1 to 1998 code for a protein of 665 amino acids. Gene Ontology annotation, biological process: attachment of GPI anchor to protein. Gene Ontology annotation, cellular component: GPI-anchor transamidase complex; membrane. NCBI's taxonomy places the organism in Eukaryota, Fungi, Ascomycota, Dothideomycetes, Pleosporales, Pleosporaceae. The record is from RefSeq and is a predicted model, not a curated record. The transcript has 3 exons.
AUGGCUCUUCUGUCCUCGAUACUGGCGCUCCGGCAAGAUAAACGCCUACUCAAGCUACCACCUUAUCUUUCCGCUCUCUGUAUAAUCAUCGGCAUAGGAUGGCUGCUGGUACUUCCGUUGAACGAUUACUCGCGAAGGACAUACGUUUCUGAGAAUGCGCUCCUUCCUGGACAAGUGCAUACGUACUUUACCGGCAGCGAGCACAAUGUCUUUCGAGCCUAUCGUCAUGAGGUUCACGGACUAAUAGACAAGCCUGUCGCAGAACGAUCUCAGCGACUCGAAGCUAUCUUCCGUGAACAGAACCUCAAAGUCGCAACCCAGCACUACAACUACACCGUCUCGAAUCGAACAAUCGCGAACGAAAAUGUCUACGCUAUCCUCCAGGGUCCCCGCGCAGACGCUACAGAAGCCAUUGUGUUGAUCGGAGCAUGGAAGAACAUGGCAGACGAGGUCAACAACUCUGGUGUCGCAUUGGUUCUCACAUUGGCGCGCUACUUCAAGCGCUGGAGUCUUUGGAGUAAAGACAUUAUUCUCCUCAUCCCUGGCGAUAGUACAAUCGGAUCGCAAGCUUGGGUCGAUGCGUACCACGAGGCACACGACACGCGUUACGUUGAGAGCUUGAAGAUCAAGAGCGGGGCAUUGCAGGGUGCUGUUGCGGUAGACUAUCCUGCUGGUCCUUGGGGUCACCGAUACGAUAAACUCCACGUUGUGUAUGAUGGCAUAAACGGUCAGCUUCCCAACUUGGACCUGUUCAACACCGCAGUGCAAAUCGCCUCCGGUCAGAUGGGUAUUGGCUGCGUGAUUCAGCGCAUGUGGGAGCACAAGGACUCAUACAAGGAACGACUCCAGACUAUGCUUCGAGGUAUGCUCUCGCAAGGUAUCGGCCAUGCAACUGGACCUCAUUCGUCGUUCAUUCCAUAUCACGUUGACGCUGUUACGUUGGUGACAGUCGGAGACGGCUGGCAUGACGAAAUGUCGCUUGGAAAGACGGUCGAAUCGCUUUUCCGGAGUUUGAACAACCUCCUCGAACACCUGCACCAGAGUUUCUUCUUCUAUCUCUUGUUGCAAGAUAAGCGUUUCGUCAGCAUUGGCACAUAUCUUCCCUCAGCAAUGUUGAUCGCCAUCAACUUCAGCAUUGCGGCAAUGGCAUUGUGGGUGAAAAGCGGACGUAUUACAAAGCCCAUUGCCAAUCCCGCCGCCACAAAGCCCAAAAAGGCGUCUUUGGAGAAGUCCUUGCCAGCAGACACCAAGGCAGCCGAGAAGGACACUACCAAAGACGAGCUCAACAACAAGGACGCGAAACCGGAGACCAAGGAACCAGAAAGCAAAGAAAAAUCUAACCCCGAAGAACCGGCAACUAAGCUCGUUGAACAAGACGGCUCCCUAGCUAUCGUCCCCACCGCCAGCACCACAGUAACAGAACGCCACCUCCUUCUGCCCCUCGUUCUUGUCCUCGCGGCCCACGCCUCAGGCCUCGUCCCCCUAUACCUGUUCAACAACUGGGAUGCCGACCACCUCCCCAAUCUCUUCCUUACAACCAGCAAUCUAACCACGCUCGCCCCAAUCACCAUAACCUUCCUCUUCUGGUGGUCUGCCCCCGACGUGUUAACACCACAAGCCCUCUGUCUGCUCCAAUGUUUCUCCUUGCUACUUCUAGGCAUGUUUCUUGCAGCGCUGGCGACGCUCAACUUUAGUCUGAGUGUCUUGGUCGGCGUCCUGUGCGUGCCGUUGAGUUUUGUACGCAGGAGUAGUAAGAGCGGGGUUACGGGGCUGCAGUUGCUGGUGCUGGCCAUGAUGAACCCAGUUCUAGUUGUGCAGACUGCGACCAAGUUGCUGGGAGCAAAUAUGAUGGAUGUACUUGUGCAGAGCGCGAUUGGAUGGCAUGUUUGGGGCAUGUGGACGCAGGUUGUUGUUUGGUUGGUUUGGUUCCCUGCGUGGCUUGCGGGAGCUGUGGUGGUUUCGACUGGGUUUUGGGAGUCGAGGCCAGAGAGGGGUUGA